Molecule: messenger RNA, 5362 nt
Organism: Sorex araneus (European shrew)
Lineage: Eukaryota; Metazoa; Chordata; Mammalia; Eulipotyphla; Soricidae
Gene: AP2B1
Product: adaptor related protein complex 2 subunit beta 1
Exons: 22
Coding region: 171-3026 (951 amino acids)
Biological process (GO): vesicle-mediated transport; intracellular protein transport
Cellular component (GO): membrane coat; clathrin adaptor complex
Molecular function (GO): clathrin binding
Source: RefSeq, a predicted model, not a curated record
UUCCUGUCCACCAUCUUUGUCCCGGGCAAAGUGGGUUUUGCGCAGUGGCUUAGCCCUGGAGAAGGAAUCGUGACGUGCAGGAAACCAUUACACCACCACUCGGGCCGUGCUCUCUGGCUGCCGCCGCCACCCCCGCCCUUGCCUCCGGUGCACGUUAAAGAUCCAAAACCAUGACUGACUCCAAGUACUUCACAACCAAUAAAAAAGGGGAAAUCUUUGAAUUGAAGGCUGAGCUCAACAAUGAAAAGAAAGAGAAGAGGAAGGAAGCUGUGAAGAAAGUGAUUGCUGCUAUGACUGUGGGAAAGGAUGUAAGCUCUCUCUUUCCAGAUGUAGUGAACUGUAUGCAGACUGACAACCUGGAGUUAAAGAAGCUGGUAUAUCUCUACUUGAUGAAUUAUGCCAAGAGUCAGCCAGACAUGGCCAUCAUGGCUGUUAAUAGCUUUGUGAAGGACUGUGAAGAUCCAAAUCCUCUGAUUCGAGCCUUGGCAGUCAGAACCAUGGGUUGCAUCCGGGUGGACAAGAUUACAGAAUAUCUCUGUGAGCCCCUCCGCAAGUGCUUGAAGGAUGAAGAUCCCUAUGUUCGGAAAACAGCAGCAGUCUGUGUGGCAAAACUCCACGACAUCAAUGCCCAGAUGGUUGAAGAUCAAGGCUUUCUGGAUUCUCUUCGGGAUCUCAUAGCAGAUUCGAAUCCAAUGGUGGUUGCUAAUGCUGUGGCAGCAUUAUCUGAAAUCAGUGAGUCUCAUCCAAACAGCAAUUUACUUGAUCUGAACCCACAGAACAUCAAUAAACUGCUGACAGCCCUGAAUGAGUGCACUGAGUGGGGUCAGAUUUUCAUCCUGGAUUGCCUCUCUAAUUACAACCCCAAAGAUGACCGGGAGGCUCAGAGCAUCUGUGAGCGGGUAACUCCCCGGCUAUCUCAUGCCAACUCAGCUGUGGUGCUUUCAGCAGUAAAAGUCCUAAUGAAAUUUCUAGAGUUGUUGCCCAAGGACUCAGACUACUACAAUAUGCUGCUGAAGAAGUUGGCCCCUCCACUUGUCACUUUGCUGUCUGGGGAGCCAGAGGUGCAGUACGUCGCCCUGAGGAACAUCAACCUAAUUGUCCAGAAAAGGCCCGAAAUUCUAAAGCAGGAAAUUAAAGUCUUCUUUGUGAAGUACAAUGAUCCCAUCUAUGUUAAACUGGAGAAGUUGGACAUCAUGAUUCGUUUGGCGUCUCAGGCCAAUAUUGCUCAGGUUCUGGCAGAACUGAAGGAAUAUGCCACCGAGGUGGAUGUUGACUUUGUCCGAAAAGCUGUGCGGGCUAUUGGACGGUGUGCCAUCAAAGUGGAGCAAUCCGCAGAACGCUGUGUAAGCACAUUGCUUGAUCUCAUCCAGACUAAAGUAAAUUAUGUCGUCCAAGAGGCAAUUGUUGUCAUCAGGGACAUCUUUCGCAAAUACCCCAACAAGUAUGAAAGUAUCAUUGCUACUCUGUGUGAGAACUUGGACUCGCUGGAUGAGCCAGAUGCUCGAGCUGCUAUGAUUUGGAUUGUGGGAGAAUAUGCCGAAAGAAUUGACAAUGCAGAUGAGCUAUUGGAGAGCUUCCUAGAGGGUUUUCAUGAUGAAAGCACCCAGGUGCAGCUCACUCUGCUUACUGCCAUAGUGAAGUUGUUUCUCAAGAAACCAUCAGAAACGCAAGAACUGGUACAGCAGGUCUUAAGUUUGGCAACACAGGAUUCUGAUAAUCCUGACCUUAGAGAUAGGGGCUACAUUUAUUGGCGCCUUCUCUCAACGGACCCUGUCACAGCCAAAGAAGUGGUCUUAUCUGAGAAGCCUCUGAUCUCUGAGGAGACAGAUCUUAUUGAACCAACUCUGCUGGAUGAGCUCAUCUGCCAUAUUGGUUCUUUGGCAUCUGUGUACCAUAAACCUCCCAAUGCUUUUGUGGAAGGAAGUCAUGGAAUCCACCGCAAACACUUGCCAAUACAUCAUGGGAGCACUGAUGCGGGUGACAGCCCUGUUGGCACUACCACUGCCACCAACCUGGAACAGCCUCAGGUUAUUCCCUCUCAAGGUGACCUUCUGGGAGAUCUUUUAAACCUUGAUCUCGGUCCCCCAGUCAAUAUGCCACAGCUGUCCUCUGUGCCGAUGGGAGCCGUGGAUCUCUUGGGAGGAGGCCUUGAUAGUCUGCUUGGCAGUGACCUUGGCGGGGGCAUUGGAGGAAGUCCGGCAGUGGGACAGUCCUUCAUCCCAUCAUCAGUGCCUACAACUUUUGCUCCUUCACCUACUCCUGCUGUAGUUAGCAGUGGUCUGAACGACCUAUUUGAACUCUCUACAGGAAUAGGCAUGGCACCUGGUGGUUAUGUGGCACCUAAAGCUGUCUGGCUGCCUGCAGUAAAGGCUAAAGGCUUGGAAAUUUCGGGAACAUUUACUCACCGCCAAGGGCACAUCUAUAUGGAAAUGAACUUCACCAACAAAGCUCUACAACACAUGACAGACUUUGCAAUCCAGUUUAACAAGAACAGCUUCGGUGUUAUCCCCAGCACUCCUCUGGCUAUCCAUACACCACUGAUGCCAAACCAGAGCAUUGAUGUUUCUCUGCCUCUCAACACCCUGGGUCCAGUCAUGAAGAUGGAACCUCUGAAUAACCUACAGGUGGCUGUGAAAAACAAUAUUGAUGUCUUCUACUUCAGCUGCCUCAUCCCACUCAAUGUGCUUUUUGUAGAAGAUGGCAAAAUGGAGCGCCAGGUCUUCCUUGCAACAUGGAAGGAUAUACCUAAUGAAAAUGAACUUCAGUUUCAGAUUAAGGAAUGUCAUUUAAAUGCUGACACUGUUUCCAGCAAGUUGCAAAACAACAAUGUUUAUACUAUUGCCAAGCGGAAUGUAGAAGGGCAGGACAUGCUGUACCAAUCCCUGAAGCUCACUAAUGGCAUCUGGAUUUUGGCUGAACUUCGUAUCCAGCCAGGAAACCCAAAUUAUACGCUGUCACUGAAGUGUAGAGCUCCUGAAGUCUCUCAGUACAUCUACCAGGUCUACGACAGCAUUUUGAAAAACUAAAUAGACUGGCCCGGUGCCCUCCGGCCACCCUGUGAUCGGUGCAAGCCAGGAACUCUUAACUGGAAGAAAUUUAUUGCCAUGUAGACUCUGAACCCGAACACUCUGAGGCCACCCACCAAGGUAGUGACUAGUCUAACCUGUGCCAACAUUAGGGCACAAUUUGUUGGAUAGUUUUAGCUUCCUGUGAACAUGUGUAACCACUGCUUCAAUCACUUCCCAUCUCUUGCCACCUAACUCUGCUCUGUCCUUACUGUGGGCUUCUCCAUACUGUGCCAGUGGCUGGCAUUUGUGAGUGUAGUUGGAUAUUUUGUGAUUGAGAGCUCAUUUCAAAAGCAGAAAAUGACGACAAAAAAACAAAUUAAAGCAAGGAAAAGUGUCAAUGAAACAUAAACUGCACUUUAUUGUUUUAUAUUUUUGUACAUAUGAGAAAACGAGAGUAGUAAAGUAUGGGAACAGCUGACCAUCACUAGACCGCACAGUCCUGAAGAAGAGACCCAGUCACUUGUCUACCGUGCUAGAGCUUCUCUUGGUGAUGGCAGCGUUGUCCCUGGUCAUUUGGAUUUUCACCUUUUCUUCUUUCCAGACUCCUUUUCCUUGUGAUUCUCCCCACCCUGUAUCUUGUCUGACUGCUGUGCAGUGGGAACUAUGCUUCAAGGUACCGGGAACAUAGCCUGUCAGAACCAAGGCUAAGAGAAAUUCCAGCUUCCAACAUUCCUUUCCCAUGAUCUAACCCAUUAACCGUCAAAUAGGUUAAGGAUUUUGCAUAGAGAUGGGAACAAAUACCCAGAUGCCCAUUUCUUCUCUGCAUUUAAUUCUCAAAUUCCAAUUCAGGUCUGAAAUCUUAGUUUUGAGUUGAAGCCAUUGCUGAUCCUGAAGUCUGCGAGCCAUUUAGUCGCAACGCUGGGGGCUGCCUCGCCCGAAUCCCGCACGACUCUCUUUAACUUUCUUUUCUUUUCCUGUGUCUUUCUCAUGGCUUCUCUGUGCUGGCUUCUCUGUGGGGCUCUUCUCUAUCAAUUUUUGACACUCCAUCCAUUGGCCUGAGUAGCAGCAUAGUAUCUUUUCAAUUACUUGAAGAUGAAUCCAGUGCCAGAAUGAAAUUCACCAUUGUUUCCUCGUUUGCUGUUGGAGCUGGGAUGAAGUGUGCUUCAAGAUGCCAACGAGUCGCUUUAUCUCUUCAGCUCCCUGAUCUGCUCUUUACUCCUGUUCCUUAGAUUUUAGGCAGUUGAGAUCAUCUCAGAGGGUCAAACAAAUUCUUGUCAUUGCUCAUGAGACCUGCAGAUGUGAGGUCUCUGCCCUUAGUGCAGUGGGUGUGAUUUAUUAAAGGAUAUUUCACGCCCCAGACAUGAUCCGACUCAGCGGUGCUUUGCAGAGUUCCUUCUGUGAGCACAGCACCUAGUGUUCAGCCUCCAAGCAGAGGCACGUCAGGGCUUCGGGUCUCAAACUGGAUUCAGGUCUAAGUGAGUCCAAGAGCAGAAUUAGAAAACCAGCUGCUUGGCUGUCUGAAAUGACCCUGAUUUAUACCAGUUGAAAACCUGAGGGAACAGUCCCCCAACCAGACUCUUAAACCUCCAAGAGGAAAUUUAUUGGUGGUCCCUCAUUGACCACUCCACAGGAAAUAGCACAGGACUGUGUGGGGGAGGUGGGUUGGUGGUAUGUGGGGAGGAAAAGCAGGUUGACAAAACUCCCCCUAUUGGGAAACCAUGCAUGGAGUCCUUUGGCUACAAGGAGUGAAGAAGGUUUCACACUACAAACAAACACUUCUCAUUUCAACAGAGUAGAGUUCCAGAAUAAAGAGUGUGUGGCAGUGUAAGCAGACUAUACACUUUCAUACCUGAAUACGUCCCUCGACCCCUGAAACUAGUCUCUCAGCCUCCCUUGCAGUGAGGGGUAACAGCUGCCACUCUCCCCUGAGCUCUGUCCGAGCCACUCAGGAGCUGCUGCACCUUAGGGGUCUGUCUCCAGUUGUGGCCCCCAGCUGUCAGGGAGGGAUCCACUCUCCAGAAAGGGGCUCUCCCGAAGAGACUGAACCUGUCCCCACUGCAGCUUCCUGUCUGGCUAUAUUUCAAGCGUGGCUGGAUCAGGGGACAGUGGAGAUUGCCCUGCAUUCCCCCGCCCCCGCCCCGCCUCAGUCUGUCUUUUUGAUGUCAGCUGGUGUCAUACAAAGGGCACGGGAAGCACACACACACCCAGAACUCUUGCUGGUCAGAGAUUCCCUGAGUGUCUGUCCUCGCCCGAGCCUGCUCCGUGUGUCUGUGUUGUAAAGCAGGGUUCUCUGGAGAGAAUUGGGGAGGGGGGAUGUCACCCUAAGAAUGCUUAUCAUUCUUUUGUUGUUGGGA